Messenger RNA from Vicia villosa (hairy vetch), 1972 nucleotides. Its product is annotated as abscisic acid and environmental stress-inducible protein-like. The transcript has 2 exons. The record is from RefSeq and is a predicted model, not a curated record. Lineage: Eukaryota; Viridiplantae; Streptophyta; Magnoliopsida; Fabales; Fabaceae. The coding region runs from base 68 to 493 and encodes 141 amino acids.
UUUCUUACUAUUUUUCUCAUCCUUCACUACCAAAUAUCACAUUUCAAUCGAUCUUGAGUUGAGUACAAUGGAUUCCAAAUUCGCAUUCCUCAUCCUUGGCCUAUUGGCCAUGGUUCUUGUUAUUUCCUCACAAGUGUCAGCUAAGGACUUAACCGAGACUUCAACUAAUACCAAAGAUGAGGUUGUUGAAAAAUCAGAUGAAUUAAAUGAUGCCAAAUACUCUGGUGGAAGCUCAAGCUACAACCAUCAUAUCGGCGGCGGUUACAAUGGUGGUGGAGGAGGCUACAACCAUGGUGGCGGCGGCGGUUACAAUGGUGGCGAAGGAGGCUACAGCCAUGGUGAUGGUGGCGGUUACAAUGGUGGUGGAGGAGGCUACAACCAUGGUGGUGGUGGAGGAGGAUACAACCACGGUGGUGACGGAGGAGGUUACAAUGGUGGUGGUGGUUAUCAUGGUGGAGGUGGACAUGGUGGUAGUUCCGACAAUGGUAACUGAUCAUUAUAGCAUCAUGCAUGCACAUGUUAAGUGUAAUAAAUAAUAGAGUGAAGACCCAUUUUGGUCCCUCACAAAUAUUACACAAUAUUACACGAGUCAAAUUAGUCCUUCACAAUAAAAUAGACUCAAUUUAAUCCCUUAUAAAAUUUAACCGGAUCAUAUAAGUCCUUCUGUUAAUAUUUUUUUCAAACCGGUUUUUUCCUAGUUUUAAACCGUGACUGGAUUGUCACGUUGGAUUUUAUUUUAUUUUCAUUUUUUAAAUUUUUAUUUUUAAUUUCAUUUUUAAACAAUUAUAAAUUAAUAAUAUAAAAAAACCAAAAUUAUUUCUUAUAAAGAGUUGAACUCAGACCCAUGUGGUUAAUCUUAAACAAUUCUAAAUUUAAAAUAAAAAAUACAAAAUUUGUAUCAAUAUGGUCUCGAACCUAAGUCUCCUCAAAUUAAAUAACAGUCAAUUUAAUAAAAUAGAAAUUGAUUUGUCUAUUUGUAAAUGAUAGUCACUUUACUAACAAUAGAAAUUGAUUUGUCUACUUGUUAUUGAUAGUCACUUUACUAACCGUAGAAAUUGAUUUGUCUAGUUGUAAAUAAUAAUCACUUUAUUAACAAUAGAAAUUGAUUUAUCUAGUUGUAAAUCAUAGUCACUUUACUAAUAAUAGAAAUUGAUUUGUCUUGUUGUAAAUAAUAGUCACUUUACUAACAAUAGAAAUUGAUUUUUCUAGUUGUAAAUGAUAGUCACUUUAUUAACGAUAGAAAUUGAUUUGUCUAGUUGUAAAGUGAAAAUCAUUUAACUUGAAGGGACUUGGAUUUGAGAUCUCAUGGAUAAAAAUUUAUGUAUAAAAUUUGUUAAUAUUAGUAGAAAUCAUGAAAAUUACUUAUUUAAAAAUUACUUUAUAAGAAAUAAUUUUGACUUUUUUGAUAUUAUUCAUUGAUAACUGUUUAAAAUGAAAUUAAUAAAAAUUAAUUUAGUAUUUAAAAAAUACAAAAUAAAAAAAUCCAACGUGUCAGUCCUGUCACGGUUUAAAAGUAUGAAAAGAACCGGUUUAGAAGUAGGAAAAAACGAUUUGAGAAAAAUAUUAGCAGAAGGACUAAUAUGAUCCGGUUAAAUUUCGUAAGGGAUUAAGUUGGGUCAAUUUUUUUGUGAGGGACUAGUUUGACUCGUGUAAUAUUUGUGAGGGACCAAAAUGGGUCUUCACUCUAAAUAAUAUUGAGUGAUCAACAAAAGAGUAAAGAUAAAUCACUAUGUAUAUGUGAAGAUGAGUUUGAUUUCAAGUUAAAUCAUGUGUAAUAAAUCAAACAUCAUCCUUGUUAGUACUAGUAGUACUUUGCCUCCUUUUAAAUUUAUAUAUCCAUUAUGCUGACUUGUCUAAGUAAAUUCGUCCAUUAAUUUAAUUAAGAGAACAAGUAAAUGUUAACAUAAGGUGAGGCUAAGAGAAAAUCAUGUAAACAAACAUAAUCAAGAAAAUGAGCUUCACUCUUUAGAGU